Molecule: messenger RNA, 2203 nt
Organism: Megalobrama amblycephala (Wuchang bream)
Lineage: Eukaryota; Metazoa; Chordata; Actinopteri; Cypriniformes; Xenocyprididae
Product: NACHT, LRR and PYD domains-containing protein 4E-like
Exons: 4
Coding region: 368-2203 (611 amino acids)
Source: RefSeq, a predicted model, not a curated record
CAUUAAGAUUUUAUCAUUUUAUUUAAAAACUGAUAAAGUUUUGCUUGCUGAUUUUUCCCUCUUUCUCAAAGGCUCAACUGCAGAGGACAGUACAGCUGCUCUUCAUGAGAUCAGCCGCAGACUGAAGGUCAAAUUAAAAAAGGAGUAUGAACGAAUAUUGGUUGGUAAUUCUCAGAGGGGUCGUCAGAAAUACCUGAACAAUAUUUACACUGAUCUAUAUGUGGUGGAGAAUGAGCCUGGAGGAAUACUCAGUGAGCAUGAGGUGAGACAGAUUGAAUUCAAACAAUUUGAUGCCAAGGACACACCAAUCCAGUGCAAUAACAUUUUUGAAGUCCACGAGGGUCAUUGAAACAGAAGAGUGCUGACAAUGGGCAUCGCAGGGGUAGGAAAAACGGUCUCUGUCAAUAAAUUCAUCCUUGACUGGGCUGAAGGAACAGAAAAUCAGGAUAUUGCCUUAAUUUUCCCUCUCCCAUUCCGUAGACUAAAUUUGAUUAAAGAAGAGUACAGUCUUAUAGGACUUCUUAACAAAUACUUCUUUAAUAGUCCUGAAGAACUGCCCUCUCUUCCUGAUGGUGACGGUAAAAUCAUGUUCAUCUUUGAUGGUCUGGAUGAAUGUCGCUUCCCUUUGAACUUUAAAGAGGAUGACGGAUUUACAAAUGUUAAAGAAAAAACAACAUUGAGUAAGAUAAUAACAUACCUCAUUAAGACACAUCUGGUUCCUUCUGCUCUCAUCUGGAUCACAUCCAGGCCAGCAGCAGCCAGUCUGAUACCCCGAAACUACAUUGAUCAGGUGACAGAGGUGCGAGGAUUCAACGAUGAGCAGAAAGAGCAAUACUUCAACAAAAACAGCAGUCCUGAGGUUGCUGGAAACAUCAUUCGUCAUAUCAGGAAAUCCAGGAGCCUGUACAUCAUGUGCCACAUCCCCGUCUUCUGCUGGAUCUCUCUUACUGUUCUUCAGCCUCUACUGGCUCGAGAAAGCAAUGACAAAACACCCACAACUCUCACAGGGAUGUACACAAGCUUCUUACUUACUCAGCAGCAACAGAUGGAAAACAAAUACUGUGAUGACUCUCAACCUAAAGCAAAUGCCAGGUCUUUUUAUGAGAUUAUUCUGAAGCUUGGGAAACUGGCCUUUCAACAGCUGGAGAAAGGAAAUCUGAUUUUCUACAAAGAAGAUCUUGAGGAAUGUGGACUAGAUGUCAGUGAAGGGUCGGUGUUAUCUGGGUUAUGCACUCAGAUCUUUCAGGAGGAAAAAGCUGUUUCAGCAAGAAACGUUUACAGCUUCGUACAUCUCAGCAUCCAGGAAUUCCUUGCUGCUCUCUAUGUGUUUUUGAUUAGCAAAGAUGAGAAAGCAAAGCUACUUUUUCAGUCCCAGAGAGAAAAACUGACAUGGACACUGUCCAGAAAGACACAGUUUCAGCUUCAUAAAGCUGUGAUCAAGAAGGCUUUACAAAGCGAGAACGGACACCUAGACCUUUUCCUCCGGUUCCUCCUGGGUCUCUCUCUGGAGUCCAAUCAGAGUGACCUGAAGGAAUUAGUGCCAGGACUGAAACUCAAAACAGAAAACAUGAAAAGCACUGUUGACUAUAUCAAAAAGAAAAUAGAGAUGGAGGAAUCUGUGGAGAGGACCAUCAAUCUCUUUCACUGUCUGAGUGAAAUGAAAGAUGACUUUGUGGAUGAAAUCCAGAAAAACCUGAGCUCAGGAAAUCUUUCAGAAAAUAAUCUCUCCUCUGCUCAGUGGUCUGGUCUGGUGUUUGUGCUCCUAAUGUCAGAAGAGACUCAAGAGAAGUUUGAACUGCAGAAAUACAGAAGAUCUGAUGAAGCAGUGAUAAGACUCCUGCCAGUGAUCAAAAACACAAGAAAAGCACUGCUACAGUGCUGUAAUCUCACUGCUCAGUGUUGUGAGAGUUUGUCAUCAGUUCUACAAUCCUCAAACUUCCUGAGAGACCUGGACCUGAGUAACAAUGACCUACAGGAUUCAGGAGUGAGGCUUCUUUCUGAUGGACUGAAGAGCAGUAAGCUGGAGAUACUGAGAUUUUCCACCUGUAAUCUCACUGCUCAGUGUUGUGAGAGUUUGUCAUCAGUUCUACAAUCCUCAAACUCUUUCCUGAGAGACCUGGACCUGAAUUUUCCACCUGUAAUCUCACUGCUCAGUGUUGUGAGAGUUUGUCAUCAGUUCUACAAUCCUCAAACUCCUUCCUGA